AUGGGGGCCGAGCAAUCCUCCAACCGAUCUGCCAAUGGCCAAAGUGCCAACACGGUUGUGAGAAAGACAUGCUACUAUGAGCUUAUGGGAAUCGAGCGUACGGCGACCGAGGAUGAGAUCCGCAAAGCAUACAAGCGCAAGGCCCUUGAGCUACACCCAGACCGAAACUUCAACGACGUCGAGAAUGCAACUCGGAAAUUCGCCGAGGUCCAGACCGCAUACGAAAUCCUCUCAGACCCCCAGGAGCGCGCCUGGUACGACUCACACCGGGAUGCCAUUCUCAGCGGCGACCCGGACGGCGCCGGCGCCGGCGAUGGGGCCGCCCCGAGCCAGUAUAACAACAUCCGCAUCACCACCGCCGAAGAGAUCUACUCCCUCAUGGGCCGUUUCAACUCCAACGUCCCCAUGAACGACAGCCCCAACGGCUUCUUCGCCAUCCUCGACGAGUUCUUUGGCCACCUGGCCGACGAGGAGGCCGCCGCCUGCGAGUGGGACGGCCUCGAGCCGCCCGAGUACCCGCCCUUUGGCUCAUCCACCGACGACUACGACGCCGUGGCCCGCCCCUUCUACAACGCCUGGUCCUCGUUCGCCACCCGCAAGUCCUUCAGCUGGCGUGACAAGUACCGGCUCUCGGACGCGCCGGACCGCCGUGUGCGCCGGCUGAUGGAGAAGGAGAACAAAAAGAGCCGCGACGACGGCAUCCGCGACUUCAACGACGCCGUGCGCUCGCUCGCCGCCUUUGUCAAGAAGCGCGACCCCCGCUACGUCCCAAACACCCAGUCCGAGGCCGAGCGCCAGCGCGUCCUGCGCGACUCGGCCGCCGCCCAGGCCGCCCGGUCCCGCGCCGCCAACCAGGAGAAGCUGGCCGCCUACGUCCUGCCCGACUGGGCCCAGGCGCGCAACGAGAACGAGGCCGACCCGCACGAGGGUGAGUUCUCCGACUCGGAGGACGAAUCCGAGGUCGAGGAGAUUGAGUGCGUCGUGUGCGCAAAGACCUUCAAGAGCGAGAAGCAGUUCGAGGCCCACGAGAAGAGCAAGAAGCACCAAAAGGCCGUCCAGCAGCUGCGUCGGCAGAUGAAGAGGGAGAACCUCGACCUCGACCUCGAUGAGGAUGAUACUGCUGCCGAGGUCCCUGCUGCUUCGGGCGCCAAUUUCGUGCCGGCCCCGGGGAAGGAUCUUGGGGAGUCGGCAAAGAAGGGCGACCCGUCAAGUCAAACUACCCAGGGCAGCAAAGACGCACCAGAAACGACUGCAAAGCCGAGCAGAGAGGGGUCUGAUGAGAGUUCAUCCCAGGCAGAUUCUCUGGACGACGAGUAUGCUUCGAGGGACGAGGUCGAGAACCGAAUCACAGGAGCUGCUGGAGGGUCAAAAGCCCCGCUCAACGCCAACAAAGUUGAUGAUGUAGAGGCCACGAGCGCUGUCGAACAACUCACCCUUGAUGACACCCCGGGUGCGAAGAAAGUGGGCAAAGCUAGGCAAAAGAGGGAAAAGAAGGCAGCUCGACAAGCAGCCCUGGAAGAGCAAGGAGCAUCUCAUGCGUGCAACAUAUGCAGAGCGACUUUUCCCUCUAGGACCAAGAUGUUUGCUCAUAUAGAAGAAGAGCACUCGGCACCGAAGCAUAGCAAGGGCAAAAAGUCCAAGAGGUGA
This is a messenger RNA of Pyricularia grisea, 1647 nucleotides long. RefSeq lists its product as uncharacterized. Gene Ontology annotation, cellular component: cytoplasm. The transcript has 3 exons. The record is from RefSeq and is a predicted model, not a curated record. Gene Ontology annotation, molecular function: nucleic acid binding; zinc ion binding. Bases 1 to 1647 code for a protein of 548 amino acids. Lineage: Eukaryota; Fungi; Ascomycota; Sordariomycetes; Magnaporthales; Pyriculariaceae.